Spirodela intermedia is the source of this 1347-nucleotide messenger RNA. The record is from the annotation of a GenBank genome assembly. Lineage: Eukaryota; Viridiplantae; Streptophyta; Magnoliopsida; Alismatales; Araceae.
AUGCUAAUUGUAGUUCAAAUGCGUCCAUGUCAAUAUUUUCUAUUCGAUCGAGAAAUCGAAACCGAUAUUCCUCCAGUGGAAGGAUCGUCUGAGUAUCGCUCCUCCCAGGCUGUUCCCAUCCAAUCAAACAAAAGCCCCGAAGAUCGUGAAUAUCUCUCGAUCUCGUGCGCCAAUUUUGUCGAUCAGCAAGAAAUCAGAGAGCCGAACACAAAAGAGCGCGCGGAUAGGCGACCGAAUGACAGAGCAGAAGGAGGGGCGGUUAAUAGCUUGAGGGAUCACCUUGAGGGAGAAGAGAUGCCUGGAGUCGGAAGAAACGGCGACGGUUAAUAGCUUAAAAUCCGCCGCCGGGGGCCGGAAUCCUCCCCCGAUGGCCGGGGGGUGCGGGAGGACCACCACGCCGUCCCCCACCCCACCCCAAGCCCACAUUCCUCCUCCCUCUUCUCGACGCGAAACCCUAAACUCCCUUCCCGCGACCUUUACAGACGACCAGGCGCUCGAGUAAUCGAUAGAGAUAGGGAGAGAGGGAGGGAGAGAGAGAGAGAGAGAGAGAGAGAGGAAAUUCGGAUAAUUUUUAUGGUGGAAAAGGAGAUGACCAGAAGUGAGGUGUAGGGAAGCUCACCUCCUCCCCGCGAGGUUCUGCCGCAGAUUUCAGGGCAGCUUGCUUCGGUCGGCCCAUAUUAGCCCAGGUGACAUUUCGCACUCGCCAUCCAUCACGCAACUCUCUAAUUCGGCUUUGGCCGACCCAGCAGUUUCUUUCGCACCAUAGACCCAUUACUCUCUCUCUCUCUCUCUCUCUCUCUCUCUCUCUCUCUCUCUCUCUCUCUCUCUCUCUCUCGCUCAUGGGCCAAUGAAAUUCCGCGGAAAGAAGCCAACAGCAGAUUUGUGUACACAGAGAGACCCAGGAAAGGCAACGAAUGGAUCUGCGAGAUUCUGCGGACCAGACAGCAAACAGCUUGUGUGUGAAAAAGGAUCAAAGAUACGUCUUGGAGAGGCAGCCCUCGACCAUAUCCACGAGAUUAGGGUUCUCAAGGGCGGCGGCAACCCGCUCCUUGUCGUUCAACUGUUUGUUCACUGCAGAGUCAAAAUGAGCCAAGUUUAGUUCCAGAUUUGGCCAAAAAAAAAGGAUCUUUGACACAUUUCCAGCAGCUUUGGACCAGCUAGUGAGCAGAAUUCUAAGUACCGGCGUCUUCGGUGGCAUGCGUCCCAGGUGCGACCCGGAUGUCAACCUGCAAGUAAAGUCAGCGUUCGGUCAAAUGCCUUAAAGGGACAGAACGAUUAAUCAUUACCCACAACCAUCCAGAAAAAACAUCAAUCGUCUCAAAUCGAGAUGAACUGAAUAAUAGUUAG